UUAAGAAAAAACUCAGAGGGUGACACAGGCGAAGAAGGGUACCCGUCUGUGUGUCCAACUGACGUAGAAGACCCGCAGAGCCUCUUCCCGGCCACCACCACCACGGCCCAUUUCUCCGCACUGGAGUUCUCUCUUCCUCCCUCUCCGCAUCUUUGUUUACAAAGGACCAGAACGACCGGAGCAACAGAAUUCUCCAAUUUCCGUUUGUAUGACGUCCCCCAGAUCUCCCGUUGCUUCCUGAGAUCUCCCCUUCUCUCUCCCUCUCUUCUCCUAUAGAGAGAGAGAGAGAGAGAGAGAGAGAGAGAGAGAGCAAUGGCGUCGUCGGGUUUGUCUCAGGGGCUUGGCGGCCCUUCGAAAGCGGGGAGGGUGCUUGGGCCGUCGCUGGACAAGAUCAUCAAGAACGUGGCCUGGAGGAAGCAAUCACAGCUGGUGCAGGCCUGCAAGUCAUCUCUCGACCGCCUCCAGAACCUUUCUACCUCGCCCGAGUUCGCAGGCUCCUCCGUUCCGGGUUUCCCCCCUGCCGAUGCCGACCAGUUCCUCGCCUCCCUUACCCUCGCCCUCGACUCCGCAGCUCCUAAGGUCAUUGAGCCCGCCCUCGAAUGCGUCCAGCGACUCGCCCUCCUUGGUCUCGUCCGCUGCGACGCCGAACAGAUCGACGACGAUCCAGCCUCCUCUCCUCCCCCCGCCCUCCUUAUCAAUUCCGUCUGCAAGUGCACCGCCGUUGCCGACAACGCCGUCGAGCUCGCCGUCCUCCGAACCCUCCUCGCAUCCGUCAGAUCGAGCUCGCUGGGCUUCCAUGGCGACGCGUUGAUCCACAUCGUCAAGACAUUCUACAAUGUCUACCUCGGCAGCACCAGCGUCGAGAAUCGGAUCUGCGCCAAGGCGGCCUUGGCGCAGACAGUCGCCAUCGUGUUCGCACGAGCUGAGGCUGACCGCGUGGAGGCGAGCGCCGAUCCGGUGUCCGUGCCGGCGUUGCUGGAGCUCUCGGACAAGAAUCUUAACGAAUCGGGGCUAGUUCAGUCGGUUCAGGUCUUUCUCAUUGAGGUCCUGGAGGGAUGGGAGGGCGAUCGCGGCGGUAAUUCGACGGCGAAGGAGGAAACUGGGGAAGGGGAAAGCAGGAUCAGGGAGGAUGCCCUUUAUCUGUUCAAGAACCUCUGUAAGUUUUCGAUGAAAUUCUCCACCCAGGAGAGCCCAGAAGACGAGCUCCUCCUCAGGGGCAAAUUGUUGUCUCUUGAGCUGAUGAAGGUCGUGGUCGAGAAUGCCGGACCGGUCCUGCGGGUAAAUGAAAGGUUUCUUGGCGCUACCAGACAAUAUCUCUGCCUAUCCCUGUUAAAGAACAGUGCCUUGUCAGUGAUGAGUGUUUUCCAACUAUUAUGCUCUAUGUUCAUGAGUUUAUUAUCAAGGUUAAGGUCUGGUUUGAAGGCUGAAAUUGGCAUUUUUUUUCCAAUGCUUGUCCUUCGAGUUCUAGAAAAUGUGCUUCAGCCAAGUUUCUUGCAGAAGAUGACCGUUCUAAAUUUGUUGGAAAGGAUGUGUGAAGAUCCACAGCUAGUGAUUGAUAUCUUUGUGAACUAUGAUUGUGAUGUUGAGUCACCAAAUAUCUUUGAAAGGAUUGUUAAUGGCCUGUUAAAGACCGGAUUGGGUGUACCUCCUGGUUCGGUGACAACCUUGUCCCCAGCUCAGGAUAUUGCCUUCAGGCAUGAAUCUGUGAGAUGUUUGGUUGCCAUCAUAAAAGCAAUGGGGCAGUGGAUGGAUCAACAGCUACGUGUUGUAGAAACACGUCCACCAAAGGAUCCUGAUUUAGAUAGCUUGGGUGUUGAAAACAAUUCUAUGUUAAAUGGUGAAGAGGGAUCUGCAAUAGACUAUGACCUACAUUCUGAAUCAUAUGGUGAAUUAUCAGAAGCUGCAAAUCUAGAGCAACGGCGUGCAUAUAAGAUAGAACUGCAGAAGGGUAUUUCACUAUUCAAUCGUAAACCAAGCAAGGGCAUUGAAUUUCUAAUAGGUGCAAAAAAAAUUGGUGGAACUCCAGAAGCAGUAGCUUCCUUUCUUAAGAAUACUGCUGGCUUGAAUGAGACAAUGAUUGGUGAUUACCUAGGGGAGAGAGAAGAAUUUGCACUGAAAGUUAUGCAUGCAUAUGUGGACUCCAUGAAUCUUGAGAAAAUGGAUUUUGGUGAAGCAAUCAGAUUUUUUCUUAGAGGCUUUCGUUUGCCUGGAGAAGCACAGAAGAUUGAUCGUAUAAUGGAAAAAUUUGCGGAGCGCUACUGUAAAUGCAAUCCAAACUCCUUUAGUAGUGCUGACACUGCUUAUGUUCUUGCUUACUCUGUGAUAAUGCUCAACACAGAUGCACACAACAGCAUGGUUAAAGAUAAGAUGUCAAAGUCAGAUUUCCUUCGGAAUAAUCGAGGAAUUGAUAAUGGGAAGGAUUUACCAGAAGAUUAUCUUGGGUCCCUUUAUGAUCAAAUUGUGAAAAAUGAAAUAAAAAUGAAUGCUGAAACUUCAACUCCACAGAAACAAGCCAACAGCAUUAAUAAGCUGCUUGGCUUGGAUAAUAUUCUUAACUUAGUCAAUUGGACGCAGCCAGAAGAAAAAGCAUUAGGUGCAAAUGAUGUUCUUUUGAGGCAUAUCCAGGAGAAGUUUAAAGCGAAGACAAACAAAUCAGAGUCUAUCUUUUACAUGGUUAAUGAUGUGGCAAUUCUACGAUUUAUGGUAGAGGUCUGCUGGGCACCAAUGCUUGCAGCGUUCAGUGUAAACCUUGACCAGAGUGAUGAAAAGGUUAUUGCAUUCCAGUGCUUGCAAGGUUUCCGUCAAGCAGUACAUGUUACUGCAGUUAUGUAUAUGCAGACUCAAAGAGAUGCUUUUGUGACAUCCGUUGCGAAGUUUACUUUUCUUCAUUGUGCUGCUGACAUGAAACAAAAAAAUGUUGAAGCAGUUAAGGCUAUUAUAUCCAUUGCAAUUGAAGAUGGAAACUACUUGCAAGAAGCCUGGGAACAUAUUUUAACAUGUCUUUCCAGAUUUGAGAAUUUACUGCUCCUAGGAGAAGGUGCUCCACCUGAUUCAUUGUUUCCUGCAGUACCUCAAGUGGAAGCAGACGAAAAAGCACCGAAGUCUCCUGCACAUCAGCUGCUUAAGAAAAAAGGAGCUGCUCUGCAGCAUCCAGGUAUCAUGGCUGUCCUUCGAGGGGGGUCAUAUGACAGUGUUGUUCCUGCAGUUAACGUCACGGGCCCUAUAACUCCAGAACAAAUAAAUAAUUUGAUUUCCAAUUUGAACAUGCUUGACCAGAUUGGAAAUUAUGAAUUGAAUCACAUAUUUGUGCAUAGUCAAAGGCUGAACAGUGAGGCCAUUGUUGCUUUUGUCAAGGCUUUGUGCAAAGUUUCUAUGUCAGAAUUGCAAUCUCCAUCAGAUCCUCGGGUUUUCAGCCUUAUGAAAAUUGUUGAGAUUGCGCAUUACAACAUGAAUCGCAUUAGGUUGGUGUGGUCUCGUAUAUGGCAAGUUCUUUGCGAGUUUUUUGUGUCAGUUGGCCUAUCAGAGAAUCUUUCUGUUUCCAUUUUUGUCAUGGAUUCGUUGAGGCAGCUGGCUAUGAAGUUCUUGGAACGUGAAGAACUGGCCAAUUACAACUUUCAAAGUGAAUUCUUGAAGCCUUUUGUUAUUAUUAUGCAGAAAAGCAACUCCGCAGAAAUUAGGGAAUUGAUUGUUCGGUGUGUCUCUCAAAUGGUCCUCGUUCGUGUUAGCAAUGUCAAAUCUGGCUGGAAGAGUGUCUUUAUGGUUUUCACUACUGCUGCUUCUGAUGAACGCAAGAAUAUUGUGUUACUGGCCUUCGAGACUAUAGAAAAAAUUGUUCGUGAUUAUUUUCCCUACAUAACUGAGACAGAGACUACAACAUUCACAGAUUGUGUUAGAUGCCUAAUCGCUUUUACAACAAGCCGAUACAAUAGUGAUGUUGGCUUUAAUGCUAUAGCAUUUCUUCGAUUCUGUGCUGUCAAACUGGCAGAGGGAGGGCUAAUAUGCUAUGAAGGAAGCAAAGAAGCUUCUGAUCAAGUGAAUGGUGAUGUUCCUGACAAUCACACAUUUACUGAUAAGGAUGAACAUGUGUACUACUGGGUUCCCUUACUGACUGGUCUUUCAAAACUCACUUCUGAUCCUAGACCAGCCAUAAGAAAAAGUGCAUUGGAGGUGCUCUUUAAUACGUUGCGUGAUCAUGGACAUCUUUUUUCGCUCUCUUUCUGGAUCAGAGUGUACAAGUCCGUGGUCUUCCCGAUCUUUGAUACCGUGGCACAUGGAAAGGGAGUUUCAUUAGAUGGACAGUCGACAGAGGACAUAGAAGGGCUUCUUCUUGAAAAUGUUUGGAGUUCUGAAACUUGUGCAUUGGCAGCACAAUAUCUUGUUGACUUGUUUUCUGGUUUCUUUGACAUAGUUCGCUUGCAGAUCAAAAGUGUGGUUUCGAUUGUCACUAGUUUCAUUAGAAAUCCCACUUUUGCUAGCAUUGGUGUAUCUGCAUUCCUACGCCUGACCAGUAACGUGGGGAACAUGCUCUCAGAAGAUGAGUGGCAGGGGAUACUCCUCUUGUUAAAAGAAGCAGCUGCUUCAACACAACCUAGCUUUCUACUUAUCAAAAAGACAAUGGAUGGGAUUGAGAUACCUGACAGUGUGGAGGCAUAUCCUGAAGGUGACUUGUUUACUGAAAAUGAGCUGCCUAAUGAUGAACCAGAGGAUGAUAGUCUACAGGUAGCCUCAUACUGUGUCUCAAGAAUGAAAGGACAUAUAGCUGUACAACUACUCAUAAUUCAGGCUCUGAUGGAUCUGUACAAGACACAUAGGGAGUCCCUUACACCAUUAAGCGUUAUGAUCCUCUUGGAGACAUUUUCGUCCAUCUGCCACCAUGCUCAUGAGAUGAAUUCCCAUGCCAUCCUACAGGAGAAACUUCACAAAGUGUGUCUCAUAUUGGAGGUCUCUGAUCCACCUUCCCUUCACCUCGAGAACGAUUCCUACCAAAACUAUCUCAAGUUCCUGCAGACACUGAUUGACGACAACCCAUCUCUAUCAGAAGACAGAGGCAUAGAGCUGCAGCUGGUUGCAGCGUGUGAGAAGAUACUGGAAAUAUACCUCGAUUGUGCAGGUCUGCCGAUACAAAAUCAGCAGCUCCCAGGUGACCGGCCAAAGGCAAAGUGGGUCAUUCCCCUGGGGACAAUAAAGAAGGAAGAGCUGGCUGCUCGCACUUCUUUGGUGGUGUCAACCCUGCAGGUGUUGUGUAGUUUAGAGAAGGAUACAUUCAAGAAAUACAUCUGUCGCUUUUUCCCGUUGGUGGUAAAUUUAAUUCGCUGUGAGCAUAGCUCGGGUGAAGUGCAGCGUGUUUUGAGGGAUUUAUUCCAAUUUUGUAUAGGCCCAAUAAUAAUAUUGUAAUUUUUUUUUGCUCUCUCUAUCUCUCUCUGUGUCCGUUUGUAUAUGUGUGUGCGCGCGGGUGCGGGUGCGUGCAUGUGGGGCUCUGGUCAAAUAUGUUGUCUGCCAAAUGUACAGUUGAUAUAAAUAUGUUUUGCCUCUGAUAACUAGAAUUUCGACGUUUCA
Molecule: messenger RNA, 5556 nt
Organism: Nymphaea colorata (pocket water lily)
Lineage: Eukaryota; Viridiplantae; Streptophyta; Magnoliopsida; Nymphaeales; Nymphaeaceae
Product: brefeldin A-inhibited guanine nucleotide-exchange protein 1
Exons: 11
Coding region: 313-5394 (1693 amino acids)
Biological process (GO): regulation of ARF protein signal transduction
Cellular component (GO): trans-Golgi network
Molecular function (GO): guanyl-nucleotide exchange factor activity
Source: RefSeq, a predicted model, not a curated record